UGCUCAGCCAACAGCCAUCAUCAGUGGCAUCAUGGCGGUGAAGGCUCUAGUCUUGUUAGCCAUCGUCGCCUGUUGUGGAUUCGUCCACGCCCAGCAGGCGAGCGACUGCGCCAGCAUGUGCAGGAGCAUCGCACCUCCUGGGUUCCAGAUUCCAUCGCAGCCUCAAUCAAUUUUUGGCUUCGGGCGCGCCGGCCACGCUAAGAAGCACGGCGCAGCGCAGCGCUCCUCGGUGCACCACGGAGCGGCCAGCCGCCAGAGCGGGACGUCCAGCAGCGAAGCCUGCGACAACCUGUGCGAGAGCCUCGAGCAGGGUAUGGGCAAUGGACGGGAAUUCACUUGUCCAACCUUCUGCAAUGGUUUCAGCGGAUCUUCUGGACGAUCUAAUCCGUCAGCACGAAGCAUUCAUAAGCAUGCCGGUAGCCGCUCGGCUCACGCCCUGAAGAAGCACCGCAGCGUACGUUCGGCGAUGCCGCUCCCACUCGCUGCCCAACAGUCCCGCCAGCAGCGACAAGAGAACGGCGCAACGGAAUUCUGCAACGCCGUGUGCCCUACGCUUACGGAGAUUUUUUUCCCGGGCUUUCUAAUACCAGGCGGAUCAGCAGGUGGAUCAGGAGGAACAAGUAGCUCAGGUGGUUCCUAUGGGUCUGGCGGCUCAGCUGACAGUUCAGGUGGAUCAAGUGCAACCACUGGUGGAGCAGAUGGCUCUACUGGUUCUGCAAAUGGCCAAAGUGGCUCUACUGACGGAUCCGCGGAAUCUUCAGAUUCUGGUGCGACUAUUGGUGGUUCAAGCGGAUCUACAGGCGGCUCUGGUGGAUCAGAAGACUCUACUGGCAGUUCUACUGGGUCCACUGAUGGUUCUAAUGCAUCUAAUGAUGGAACCUCCGGAUCUUCAAAUUCUGGUGAGACUACAGAAGGAUCAGGCGGAUCGACAGGCGCCUCUGGUGGAUCAGGAGGCUCUACUGGCAGUUCUGCUGGGUAUACAGAUGGCUCUGGUGCAUCUAAUGAUGGGACGAUCGGAUCUUCAAGUUCUGGCUCGACUUCAGACGGUUCAAGCGGAUCUACAGGUAGCUCUGGUGGAUCAGACGACUCUAGUGGUAGUACACAUGGUUCAGGUGGGUCUACAGGCAGCUCUGGUGGAUCAGAUGACUCUACUGGCGGUUCUUCUGGGUCGACAGAUGGCUCUGGUGCAUCUAAUGAUGGAACGACCGGAUCUUCAAGUUCUGGCUCGACUACAGAGGGUUCAAGCGGAUCUACAGGUAGCUCUGGUGGAUCAGACGACUCUAGUGGUAGUACACAUGGUUCAGGUGGGUCUACAGGCAGCUCUGGUGGACCAGACGACUCUACUGGCGGUUCUUCUGAGUCGACAGAUGGCUCUGGUGCAUCUAAUGAUGGAACGACCGGAUCCUCAAGUUCUGGCUCGACUACAGAAGGUUCAAGUGGGUCUACAGGUAGCUCUGGUGGAUCAGACGACUCUAGUGGUAGCACACAAGGUUCAGGUGGGUCUACAGGCAGCUCUGGUGGAUCAGACGACUCUACUGGCGGUUCUACUGGGACAACAGCGGGAUCUACUGGUUCCAGUGGUGGAGCCACUGAAUCAUCAAGUUCUGGUGGGAGUACAGAUGGUUCAAGCGGAUCUACAGGCAGCUCCAGUGGAUCACAUGACUCUACUGGCAGCUCUAGUGGGUCUACAGAUGACUCUAGUUCAUCUGAUGAUGGAUCCGGCGGUUCUUCAAGUUCAGAUGGUUCAGGUGGAACAACUGGUAGCAGUGGGCAAGGUGGAUCUGAUGAUGGAUCAGUCAGUUCUGGCGGUGGAGAGAAUUAUCCUGAUAUCGACAUCUGCCUCUUCGAGCCGAGGAAAAGUGCAGGUGAGCGCAAAGCAGCAUCGAAGUCAAGUUCGUCAGUAAAAUCUACAGCAACAAGACAUGGAGGAAAGGAAAGGAAGAGAAUAAAUGCGGCUGCCAGGUCUGGUCACAAACAUGGAUCGAAAACCUCAGCUUCCAGAGCACAUCGAAGACAACAUACAGCACAUGGUCACUAACUUUUCAGUUCAGUUAUUCCAUGUUUACCCAGUUACUGUAGCACAUUCUUGUUUCUAUUCUCAUUCCUGUUGUCACUACAAUCACAAAAAAAUACAUAUUAGCUUGUUCACGAGCUAUGUUGGAUAAAAAUAAAUAUUAUUUUUCAACA
Schistocerca cancellata (South American locust) is the source of this 2187-nucleotide messenger RNA. Its product is annotated as protein rtoA-like. NCBI's taxonomy places the organism in Eukaryota, Metazoa, Arthropoda, Insecta, Orthoptera, Acrididae. The coding region runs from base 32 to 2038 and encodes 668 amino acids. The transcript is spliced from 7 exons. The record is from RefSeq and is a predicted model, not a curated record.